This is a messenger RNA of Monoraphidium neglectum, 486 nucleotides long. RefSeq lists its product as hypothetical. The transcript is spliced from 3 exons. Lineage: Eukaryota; Viridiplantae; Chlorophyta; Chlorophyceae; Sphaeropleales; Selenastraceae. Bases 1 to 486 code for a protein of 161 amino acids. The record is from RefSeq and is a predicted model, not a curated record.
AUGAGCACCGCCCUCGCCCCGCGAGCGCAGGCGGGCGUCGCCGGCGCGGGCGCCGGGGCGCAGGCGGGCGGCGGCGAGGCGCGCGUGGUUGACCGCGCCACCCUGGAGGCCGUCUGCGGGGAGUGGUCAAAGGACUUCCGCCGCUGCGAGCCGAUGGACGACUUCUUCAGCCUCUUCGGCGUCUCCAUGCUGCUGCGGAAGGCGGCGCGGCUCAUGAGGGGCAUGCGGAUAGAGCUCAAGGGCGACAUGCUGGAGGUCACCCAGAUCUGCGCCCUGCGGUGGCUGAGCGUCACCGAGGCGUUCCCGUUGGCGCCCCACGCCGCGCCCGGCGAGCACCGCCGCCGCGACCUCCGGCGCGGCCCGCAGCGCGGCACGCUCGAGGGCGCCGCGGCCGGCGCGGUGCGGGCGCGGUUCAAGUGGGUGUGCGUCAGGCGCGGCUGCGGCGGCGAGGGCGGCGACGGCGGCGGCGGCGGCGCUGCAGCCUGA